Molecule: messenger RNA, 709 nt
Organism: Phodopus roborovskii (desert hamster)
Lineage: Eukaryota; Metazoa; Chordata; Mammalia; Rodentia; Cricetidae
Gene: Ccl5
Product: C-C motif chemokine ligand 5
Exons: 3
Coding region: 13-324 (103 amino acids)
Biological process (GO): monocyte chemotaxis; positive regulation of T cell chemotaxis; cellular response to interleukin-1
Cellular component (GO): extracellular region
Molecular function (GO): chemokine activity; CCR chemokine receptor binding
Source: RefSeq, a predicted model, not a curated record
GGUCCUGAGACAAUGAAUGCAUCUCUCACAGCCUCUGCCCCAGGUACCAUGAAGAUCUCUGCAGCUGUCCUCGCUGUCAUCCUCACUGCUGCCACUCUCUGCGCUCCUACAUCUGCCUCCCCACAUGGCUCGGACACAACUCCCUGCUGCUUUGGCUAUCUCUCCCUAGCACUGCCUCGUGUCCAUGUCAAGGAGUAUUUCUACACCAGCAGCAAGUGCUCCAACUUUGCAGUCGUCUUUGUGACCCGAAGGAACCGUCAAGUGUGUGCCAACCCUAAAAAGAAGUGGGUUCAAGAAUACAUCAACUACUUGGAGAUGAAGUAGAACGGAGGGUUUCUUGAGCCUCAUUCUGUAUAACUUACCUGUCAUGGCUUGCUCUAGUCCUAACCAGCUUGGGGAUGCCACUCAGCAACCCCCUGCUCCCACUCAUUCCUGGGAGGCAUAGAUGCUACCAUACCAUAGAAAUUGUAACAGCAUUCUCUCCUAGAGCCCAGGAGAUUACUGAGGCCCUGCCCCGUAACAACAGGAAGUCUUCAGGCUCUGAGCUUCAGGCUCCUCAGCUUGGUUUGGGGACAAGAAAAGAAGCCUAUGUAUAUCUCAAGCAAAUAAGAAAAUGGAGAGCCAUGUACAAAUGGUUCAUAUCUCAGGCCCUCACAGGCUCUGCACAGCAAAUCCAAGAAAUUAGCGUUUCAAUAAAACUUCUGAGGCA